This is a messenger RNA of Neofelis nebulosa (Clouded leopard), 596 nucleotides long. It is a transcript of the gene RPL26, whose product is annotated as ribosomal protein L26. Gene Ontology annotation, cellular component: ribosome; cytosolic large ribosomal subunit. The transcript is spliced from 4 exons. Gene Ontology annotation, molecular function: RNA binding; structural constituent of ribosome. Bases 112 to 549 code for a protein of 145 amino acids. The record is from RefSeq and is a predicted model, not a curated record. NCBI's taxonomy places the organism in Eukaryota, Metazoa, Chordata, Mammalia, Carnivora, Felidae. Gene Ontology annotation, biological process: cytoplasmic translation; ribosomal large subunit biogenesis.
UCGCGCCAAGAGACGAUCGGUCUCGCGAGAUCUCUCGUAAACUUACAGAACCGGAAGUAGCGUGUAGCUCUCUUCCCUUUUGCGGCCAUCGCUGGAGCUGCAGCGGCCAACAUGAAGUUCAAUCCGUUUGUGACCUCCGAUCGGAGCAAGAACCGUAAAAGGCAUUUCAAUGCACCUUCGCACAUUCGCAGGAAGAUUAUGUCCUCCCCUCUUUCCAAAGAGCUACGACAGAAGUACAACGUUCGAUCCAUGCCCAUCCGGAAGGACGACGAAGUACAGGUUGUGCGAGGACACUACAAAGGUCAGCAGAUUGGCAAAGUGGUCCAGGUUUACAGGAAGAAAUACGUCAUCUACAUUGAACGAGUACAGCGAGAGAAGGCCAAUGGCACGACUGUCCACGUGGGCAUCCACCCCAGCAAGGUGGUUAUCACUAGACUAAAACUGGACAAAGACCGCAAAAAGAUCCUUGAACGCAAAGCCAAAUCUCGCCAAGUAGGAAAGGAAAAGGGCAAAUAUAAGGAAGAAACAAUUGAGAAGAUGCAGGAAUAAAGUAAUCUUAUAUUCAACUUUAAAUAAAAACUGUUAAAAUGAUAAAA